Lottia gigantea (owl limpet) is the source of this 405-nucleotide messenger RNA. RefSeq lists its product as hypothetical. The record is from RefSeq and is a predicted model, not a curated record. The transcript is spliced from 2 exons. Bases 1 to 405 code for a protein of 134 amino acids. Lineage: Eukaryota; Metazoa; Mollusca; Gastropoda; Lottiidae.
AUGAAAAAAGAUGAUGUCUAUUUCAAGAUAAUUCCAUCACUUUGCAGUAUUAGCUAUGAACUGUUUUCGUGCAAUAUAAUGAACCCAGGAAUAUAUACCAGCUUAUUUCAACAUAGAGACGUUGUCAUUGCUAAUUGUUUUUGGUUUGAAGCUCAUAUUGGCAUUGGCUUAUAUUUAUAUGGAUCAAAACAUCUCCAGAAGGCCUCUACAGUUCAUAGAGUGGAGUAUGCUGUGUUUGGUUCAUUUUUAUUCAAUUUUGGCUCUGUGCUGUUUUGGGCAACUUGCAAAUCAUUGAUGCCUAAGGAUUCAGCUCUGAGAACACUAUUUGGGUUAGGGUCUGGCUUGGCUUUAUUGUAUAUCGGUAAAGAGUAUGUUGAUCACAUUGAUAGAAAUAUGGCCAAGUAA